Messenger RNA from Vigna unguiculata (cowpea), 1469 nucleotides. RefSeq names its product agamous-like MADS-box protein TM6. The record is from RefSeq and is a predicted model, not a curated record. Gene Ontology annotation, cellular component: nucleus. NCBI's taxonomy places the organism in Eukaryota, Viridiplantae, Streptophyta, Magnoliopsida, Fabales, Fabaceae. Gene Ontology annotation, biological process: positive regulation of transcription by RNA polymerase II. Gene Ontology annotation, molecular function: RNA polymerase II transcription regulatory region sequence-specific DNA binding; DNA-binding transcription factor activity; protein dimerization activity.
UCUGCGUAGGGUGCAGUUUAAGAGAAAAUGGAGUAAUGAUUUAAGGUAGUGAAGAAUGAUUGUGGCAUUGUUGUCCAAUAAAUUGAGGUAUUUGAGGGUCGCUGGGUAUUAAUUAAAGAGGUACCAGCUGUCGAAUAGUGCGUGGGUAUGCUUUCCACACAGUUUCACGAAUUUGGAAUUUAUUCGGAGUUACACUCCAAGCCUACUUUUUCUUUGGCAGCUUAGGCUUCCGAUUUGGGAAAGGCUCUUCACUGCUCUCUACCUUUUUCUUUUUUGUUUGUAUGAGUUUGUAUUGAGUGAACUCCUCCUUGGCCUUAUUACUGCCUUUGUUCUUCCCUCUAUUAAUAUCUGUGGUUGGAAAGGGAAGCAAAAGAAGAUCCAGAGCAGUGUAGAAGCUAAGCUAAGCUAAGCUAAGCCAAGCCAAGGUAAGGUAGGUUAGUUGUGAGAGAGAUCCAUUCAUCGAUCUUCAGAUGGGUCGCGGCAAAAUUGAGAUAAAGUUGAUUGAGAACCCCACCAACAGGCAAGUCACCUACUCCAAGCGAAGGAAUGGUAUCUUCAAGAAAGCUCAUGAACUCAGUGUUCUCUGUGAUGCCAAGGUUUCACUCAUCAUGUUCUCAAAAAACAACAAGAUGCAUGAAUAUAUUAGUCCUGGUCUUACCACAAAAAAGAUCGUUGAUCAGUAUCAGAAGACUUUGGGGGAUAUCGAUCUGUGGCGUUCCCACUAUGAGAAAAUGCUUGAGAACUUGAAGAAGCUGAAAGAUAUUAACAACAAACUCAGGAGACAGAUCAGGCACAGGAUUGGUGAGGGUUUGGAUUUGGACGAGCUGAGCUUCCAGCAACUGCGAACUCUUGAAGAGGAUAUGGUCGCUUCCAUAGGGAAAAUACGCGAGCGAAAGUUCCACGUGAUCAAAACUCGGACUGAUACCUGUAGGAAAAAGGUUAAAAGCUUGGAGCAGAUGAAUGGAAAUCUUCUGCUUGAACUUGAAAAGUGUGUGAUCCAUCCACAAUUUCUUUUGCACGAUGAAGGAGACGAGGAAUCAGCAGUUGCACUGGCCAAUGGUGCCUCCACCCUCUAUGCAUUCUGUCAGCACCAUACUCAUCUGAACAUUCCCUCACAUCAUCAACAUCAACACCAUGGAGAAGAACCCUUUAAAAAUGACGAUCUGCGCCUUGCUUAAUUCACUGCAACUUCAAUUUGCAUGCCUCAAUCAGUAGUAACCCAUGUAAAUUAUAUUAAUGUUAACUAGCUCCUCCUACCAUUUCUUAUUUAUGCAUGCAUGCUUUCUACUAUCUUCCUACUGGACCUGUAAACCCAGAAACCUCUCUAUCUCUAUCCAGCUUUAGAGAAUUAACUACCCUAUAUAUGGUGUUUGCCUACAUUCUGCUCUGCAAAAAACAGCAAGAGUGUACUUUAUUUGUUAUUACUGUAAGUUUACUUUGGGUGUGUAUGCAAUGUUCCUUGCUUUUAA